GUGAUUGCGGCGCCGUCGCGAGGAUAGGUCGUAGCAAUGGCUGGUGGCAAUCUCCGCGAUGAACACGAGAGAGACGGCGGAAUUGAAGUUGACAAUGCAUCGGAUCUUCAGAUGUAUCGCAUCCAUUCGAUCGAAUCAACGGUUGUGAUUCGUCAGUUACCUUCUCAAGGAUGGCUUCCUGCGACAGCUCUCGUCACGCUUCUCGAUAGCUACCGUCGUGAUCCAAGCAACAGCCCCCUCACUCGCACUCUCUCGAGUUUCACAUACACAGGCUCGGAUUCUCCACGGCUUAACAUCGUCGAGAUCGGAUCGGGAACAGGGAUCGUCGGAAUCGCGGCGGCUGCGACGCUAGGUGCUAACGUUACGUUGACGGAUCUCCCAAACGUUAUCGAGAAUCUCAAAUUCAACGCGAACGCGAACGCUCAAGCCGUGGCUAGAUUCGGUGGGGAAGUCCACGUGGCGCCUCUCAGGUGGGGAGAGGCUGGUGACGUGGAGGACUUGGGUGGAGACGUUGACUUAGUUCUUGCGUCUGACGUGGUGUACCACGAGCAUCUUUAUGAUUCUUUACUCAAAACGCUGCGUUUAAUGCUUUUAGGUAAAGAGGGCAAGAGAGUGUUUCUUAUGGCUCAUCUCAAGAGAUGGAAGAAAGAAUCGAUUUUCUUCAAGAAAGCUAGGAAGGUUUUUGAUGUUGAUGUAGUACACUGUGAUGAUCCCAAAGAAGGUUCUAGAAUCGGAGUUGUAGUUUAUCGUUUUUUCCCCGAAAGGUCAUCUAGAAAAAUGUAUUUGACAAAUGUUUAUAACUGAAUGUUAAGUGUUUGGUCGGAGUAAU
Brassica rapa (field mustard) is the source of this 829-nucleotide messenger RNA. Its product is annotated as protein N-lysine methyltransferase METTL21A. NCBI's taxonomy places the organism in Eukaryota, Viridiplantae, Streptophyta, Magnoliopsida, Brassicales, Brassicaceae. The record is from RefSeq and is a predicted model, not a curated record.